This is a messenger RNA of Cydia splendana, 2987 nucleotides long. RefSeq names its product surfeit locus protein 4 homolog (gene Surf4). Gene Ontology annotation, cellular component: endoplasmic reticulum; membrane; endoplasmic reticulum-Golgi intermediate compartment. Gene Ontology annotation, biological process: Golgi organization. The record is from RefSeq and is a predicted model, not a curated record. The transcript is spliced from 6 exons. The coding region runs from base 112 to 924 and encodes 270 amino acids. NCBI's taxonomy places the organism in Eukaryota, Metazoa, Arthropoda, Insecta, Lepidoptera, Tortricidae.
GUCUUCCAACUAUCCACACGUCACUCGCAGCGACAGCGACAGUAAGAAGUCAGUGAAGUGAAUUUCUUUUCAGUGAAUGUGGACAUUGUGGUUGUGAAUACGCCGAGGAAAAUGCAAAUUCCAAAUGAAUACGUUUCUACUGCGGAAGAUGUUGCAGAUCAGGUGAUACGCAAAGGCAAAAAUGUCCUGCCCACAGUGGCUAGGCUGUGCCUCAUCAGUACGUUCCUCGAGGACGGGCUCCGCAUGUGGUUCCAGUGGUCGGAGCAGCGGGACUACAUGGACAUGUCGUGGGGCUGCGGCAAGUUCCUCGCUACCAUGUUUGUGAUUAUAAAUCUGCUGGGUCAAAUCGGAGGAUGCGUGAUGGUGCUCGGGAGGCUGAAGGUGGACAUCGCUUGUGGUGUGCUCUUCUUCAUUGUAGUUCUUCAGACAUUCGCCUACAGCAUACUAUGGGACAUGCAAUUCCUGCUCCGUAACCUCGCCCUCAUCGGCGCCCUGUUACUGGUGGUCGCAGAAGCCCGCGCCGAAGGCCGUAGCCUGUUCGCCGGCGUGCCGUCCCUGGGAGAGAACAAACCGAAGACGUACCUCCAGCUCGCUGGGAGGAUCCUGCUCGCGUUCAUGUUCAUCACGCUGCUGCGGUUCGAGGUGUCAUUCGUACAGAUCAUCCAAGACAUCCUCGGCAGCAUCCUUAUGGUCCUAGUAACAAUCGGGUACCGUACCAAGUUGUCCGCACUGAUGCUCGUGCUGGUUCUCACUGUGCUCAACCUCUACCACAACGCGUGGUGGGCAGUGCCGAGCUACAAGCCGCUCAGGGACUUCCUUAAAUACGACUUCUUCCAGACCCUAUCUGUGAUCGGCGGUCUGCUCAUGAUCGUCUAUUUGGGCCCCGGCGGCGUGAGCAUGGACGAACACAAGAAAAAGUGGUAGGCAGUGCGUUAUGGACGUUACAUGGUGCGAUAUGACGUUGACAAAGGAGCGUCGCGGCCGCCUGUAUAUAUACAAUUAAAUAUAAUAGUGUCGACGUUAACGUCACUACAACUUUAAUGUGUGUUUGUGAAUAUUAGGGACCGGUGUUUAACCUGUAUCCUAAAAGGUAUGUCUGUGUUAGUAAUUUUUAAACCCUUUUUAAAACUACCUUUUUGAGCUAAGCGAUUUAUUUUACCAUCGUGGGAUACCGGUAUAUUUACCGGUCACAAUAUUAUUAAGUUUUAGGUCCCUUGUGAAAUGUUUUAUGUAUAAACGCCGACGCCGUCUAAAAGAUGGUUACGGCGUCCAAGUCAGACAUUAAGUCAGUUCAAACAUCACCUUGUCCAGAAGAGUUUCAAGAAACAGAAUAACUAGAAUGACGCAAGACUGCAUCGUAAAGGAAUUGUUGGAAAUUACCUAGGCUGUACCAUUAUAUGAGUUUUAAUCUUAGACAUUUUUGUACUGGCCAUCAUGCGGCCGCGGCCGGCUCCCUAAUGUUUUGUGACUAACCCGCGCGGGCGAUGCUCCAUAAUCGACUGUAAUAUUAAGAGAAUAAGAUUCUAUUUUCAAUAGCCGACGCGCGGGUAAUUAUUAUUAGUUAACGAGACGACAAUAAUAAUGUGGGCACAGUUGACGAUAACAACAAUUUCCGAACACUCCCCAUUAUUACUGGGUCUCAACCUUAUUGUUACACAGCCAUGUCAUUUCGUCUUCUUACAUGGAGGCGAAGCCUUCUUAUUUUUUGUUUUUAUCAGUAUUUCAUAGUUUUGUGGUGGUGUGUGCGAAUGACUAAUUCUUUUUGGGAAAACCACCGUUAAAAAGAAAUUUUAUACAGUACACACAUAAGCUAAGCGAAUUGUGGGAUAUUUCUCUUCCCUGCUUAAGUAUUUUUUACGCUCUGCCCCCUCAAAAUCAUAUUAAGUAGAUGUUCAUUUGACACUAAGGUGCUUAUAGAUAUUCCCGAGUGUUUUUAUUCAUUAUAAUAUUUAUAUAUUAUUGUACGAGUAAGUGUGUUAUCUCACUGGUCCACUAGAGAUACCGCUUGGUCUAAUUGAAUUCUGCGCGUAAGUGAUUAGGCCACUUCUCGGGGUGUUUAGAAACAGACACAAUAAGCACAUUGUUAAAUUAAUUUGCCAAUUUUUAAUAUUUCAUAUAAAUUUUUACAUAGUUCAGUCGUUUAAGUAUGUGACAUAAUAUCUGCACAUAAUUCAAUAGGUAGGUGCUAAAGAAUAUAACGCUAAAUGUAAUUCGCACACAUAACCACGGUCCCAUAUACUUUGAUUUUUAACUGAUUUUUUCCACAAACGAGUGAUAUUUUGAAAUCGGAUUGUUUAUAAGUAUAUAAGCUUAAUGACUGAGGGAUCCCUUUACGUAGGUAACGAUAAGACUCGCCAUUUUUGAAUAUUUGUAUUUGUCGCACAGUAGCAGUGCGCUAUUUUGAAUACUUACUGUAGUGAACGCGAUAUUCCAAGUCGACCGCCGUCGACAUCUAGUCGGCGUGCACGUGCAAAUGUCGGCGCGCGCGUCUGAUAGUCGGCGCGUCGGCGUUUUAUAUAAAUUGUCGAGCCUUAUCUAGCAAUUUGUUUCAUUCCGUAUACCUUGUUGUGAUGUCGUUGUAAAUAUAUAUUUUGUACUUAUCGUGUGGACCCUUAACAAUGUAUAAAUUUAAGGUUGUAAGAGCUAGAUAGCGACUGCUUAUUUUGUAAAGAUUAUAUUUUAAAAGUUAUAAUUUGUCGUAUUGUUUAGCAACCUUCCUCGGCGGUAAAAAUAGCCAAAAUUCAAAGAUGUAAUCUUUAUGAAAUAAGUAGUUUUAAUGUAAAUGGGUAUAAUUCCAUUAGCCAUAGGUUAACCGGCUGGCAUCACACGACGUUACAUUAUAAACGCAAAAUAUAUGGUUUAAAAAAAAAUUAAAUAAAAAGACUAUAAUGAUUAUAUUUAUUUUUAUAUUUUUUUUUAUUAUUUUGAUUUAAUCUUCGAUCCAUAUGGAAUCCUCGACUUGUUCUGAAUAAAAAUUACAUUAAUAA